Messenger RNA from Cryptomeria japonica (Japanese cedar), 510 nucleotides. RefSeq lists its product as uncharacterized. NCBI's taxonomy places the organism in Eukaryota, Viridiplantae, Streptophyta, Pinopsida, Cupressales, Cupressaceae. The transcript is spliced from 2 exons. The coding region runs from base 1 to 510 and encodes 169 amino acids. The record is from RefSeq and is a predicted model, not a curated record.
AUGGCGGUGGAGCCGGGAGGAGCAUGGGUGGCAGGGGUCGGAGGUUGGGGCCGGCGAGGGUCAGGGACCAGUAGGAGGUCAGAGGCCGGCAUUGGCAGGGGGCCGGGGGCCGAGGAGGCUGGAGGCCAGGGAGGGUCGGGUUGGCGAGAAAGAAAAUGUCAGCGUGGGUGGUGCUCCGGUGGCAGCCUGGUGGCGCCCUGGUGGCUGGGCGGUGGUCGGCUGGAAAAAAACACCGGGGGGGCCGGCGGUCGCUGGGGUAGCGGGCUGCAGGAGGCAGCUGGGGCUAAGCGCGAUAGGGGAGCUGAGCGGCGCGGGGAGCGGAGGGCGCUGCGGGUGGCGGUCGGGGAGCAGGCGGCAAUCGACGCUGAGCACAGCCGGGGAGUAGAGCGACGUGGUGGUGGCGGGGGCUGCAAUGGUGGCAGAGUCGGGAGGAGCACGAGCGGUAGGGGUCGGAGGCUGGGGCCGAUGGGGGUCGGGGACUGGCAGGAGGCCGGAGGCCGGCGCUGGUAG